Lonchura striata (white-rumped munia) is the source of this 2205-nucleotide messenger RNA. The record is from RefSeq and is a predicted model, not a curated record. Lineage: Eukaryota; Metazoa; Chordata; Aves; Passeriformes; Estrildidae.
AUGGAGAUUUCAUCAAAAGAAAAUACUCACUUUUUCUCAAACAACACAGUCUUGCUCGUGGAUCGAUCUUCAUUCAAAUCCGAAUCAUCCUCAUCCAAGGAAAAACAGUCGUGUUGUGGAGGUAUAAAGAUAUUUCUUGGUGCAUUGUCUUUUGUUUAUUUUGCUAAAGCACUGUCAGGAAGUUAUCUAAAAAGUACUAUCACUCAAAUAGAAAGAAGAUUUGACAUCCCUUCCUCUUUGGUUGGUGUUAUUGAUGGAAGUUUUGAAAUUGGGAACCUCCUAAUCAUAAUUCUAGUGAGCUACUUUGGAGCAAAGCUUCACAGGCCAAGAAUAAUUGGAGCAGGCUGCUUAAUUAUGUCAGCUGGAACAUUCCUAAUUGCAAUGCCCCAGUUCUUCAUGGGAAGAUACAGUUAUGAAAGAUUCCCUUCCACCAUCAAUUCCACUGUCAGCCUCUCUCCAUGUCUGCAGGAUAAAGGCCAAACUCCACUCUCAGCCUUGGAGAAAUCUCAAGCGAAAAUAAAUGCAGGGUGUGAAAAAGAAGCAGGCUCUUCCAUGUGGAUUUAUGUUUUACUUGGAAACCUUCUGCGUGGAAUAGGUGAAACCCCUAUCCAGCCCCUGGGAAUUGCAUACAUCGAUGAUUAUGCUGUCAAAGAGAAUGCUGCCUUAUAUAUUGGCUGUGUGCAGACAGUGGCAAUUAUAGGGCCAAUAUUUGGCUUUCUCCUGGGAUCCCUGUGUGCCAAACUUUACGUUGACAUUGGCUUUGUAGAUUUGGACAGCGUUGCACUCAGUCCCAAGGACGUGCGGUGGGUGGGGGCGUGGUGGCUGGGCUACCUGAUAGCUGGAGUGAUCAGCGUCCUGGCUGGCAUCCCCUUCUGGUUCCUGCCCAAACACCUCACCCAGCCAGAGAGCAGGAAGGACUCCAGCACCUCUUCUGAGCACUCCAAGUUCAUCAUCGAGGAGAACAAGGACCAGGGCGCAUCCUCUUGGCAGCAAGCGAAGCUUGCAGAGAUGGCAAAAGACUUCUUGCCAUCACUGAAGAACCUCUUUGGGAAUCCAGUUUACAUUUUGUAUUUGUGUGCAAGUAUUAUUCAGUUCAAUUCUUUAAUUGGCAUGGUGACAUAUAAGCCAAAGUAUAUUGAACAACAGUAUGGGCAGACAUCUUCAAAAACUAACUUUGUUAUAGGUCUUAUUAACAUUCCUGCUGUGGCCUUUGGCAUAUUCUCAGGAGGUCUGAUCAUGAAAAGGUUCGGAGUCGGUGUUUUAGGGGCUGCAAAGCUUUCCUUGGGAUCAUCUUUCCUUGGUUACCUUUUGCUGCUGUCGUUGUUUGCGAUGGGCUGCGAGAACGUGGAGGUGGCCGGACUUACUGUGUCCUACCAUGGAGCCAAACCAGUGAGUGAUCACGAGCAAGCCCUGUUUUCAGAGUGCAACUCGGGUUGCUCCUGUUCCAGGAACGACUGGGACCCCAUCUGUGGGGAGAAUGGAGUUACCUACGUGUCCGCCUGCCUCGCUGGCUGCCAGGCAUCCAAUGGCACUGGGAAAAACACCGUAUUUUUUAACUGCAGCUGCGUGGGAACCUCUGAAUCUCCACAAAGCUCCUCGGCUGUGGUGGGAUCAUGUCAAAAAGGAAAUGAGUGUCCCAAAAUGUUUCUGUAUUUUCUAGUAAUAUCAGUUAUCACCUCAUACACUUUGUCUGUAGGUGGCACACCUGGAUACAUACUACUUCUAAGAUGCAUUAAACCCCACUUGAAAUCAUUUGCACUUGGUAUCUAUACCCUGGCAAUAAGGGUACUUGCGGGGAUCCCAGCACCAGUGUAUUUUGGAGUAGCCAUAGACACCACUUGCCUGAAAUGGGGAAGCAAAAGAUGUGGGGGAAGAGGAGCCUGCAGACUCUAUGACUCCAGUGCACUCAGGAAUGUGUACCUGGGGCUGACUUUGGUCUUGGGCACGGUGUCCAUUUUCUUCAGUGUUGCUGUCCUUUGGGUUCUCCGAAAAAGGUCAUCUCCACAAGAUGAGACCCUCUCAGCCAACGGGGAGAGAGGCACCCGUGGGACAAAGAGCAGAAAAGAUAAUUUUUUCAAAAGUGACCAGUUAAUUCAGUCAACUUACUGGCCAGAAAAGGAGACCAGACUUUAGGAAAACUGAGAUCUCCACCAUGAUUUUACCCAGUGAGUAGUGUUCCAGGCAAAAGUCCAUCAUCAGUGAAGC